Messenger RNA from Penicillium hordei, 393 nucleotides. RefSeq names its product caffeine resistance protein. The transcript has a single exon. The record is from RefSeq and is a predicted model, not a curated record. Lineage: Eukaryota; Fungi; Ascomycota; Eurotiomycetes; Eurotiales; Aspergillaceae. Bases 1 to 393 code for a protein of 130 amino acids.
AUGGCCAUUCUCCUUCGCAAUACGGGCUUUGGUCGGACCCCGAGGCUGCUCAUCAACAAGCCAACUGGCCUCAACCAUCAUCGCGCGACCGCAGAUGCCGCCAUCCACUUGUCCAAGGAUGAGCUUGUGCCCGAAGAAGCAGUCUAUCUGGUGGACUGGACCGGUCCUACGGACGAGGACAAUCCCCGGAACUGGCCAUCGUGGCUCAAGGUGCUCGUGCUGUGCAAUUUGUUGAUAGCCAACCUCAGUUUCUACACGGCGCCGGGAAUCUACUCAGCCAAAAUUACCUCGAUCCAGGAAUCCUUGGGUGCCUCUUACGAAGUAAGUCGCCAGCUUACAGUGCGAGUCCUAAACCCCGGUAACUACGAAACAAAGAGACUGAUUACAUCCUAA